Messenger RNA from Equus caballus (horse), 2119 nucleotides. Its product is annotated as leukocyte immunoglobulin-like receptor subfamily A member 5. Gene Ontology annotation, molecular function: inhibitory MHC class I receptor activity. Gene Ontology annotation, biological process: cytokine-mediated signaling pathway. The record is from RefSeq and is a predicted model, not a curated record. Gene Ontology annotation, cellular component: plasma membrane. NCBI's taxonomy places the organism in Eukaryota, Metazoa, Chordata, Mammalia, Perissodactyla, Equidae.
UUUAAAUCUAAAUUACAUAUGGAUCCAGAAGAAUGGACAGAAUAGCUGCUCAGUAAGGUUCAGCCAGUGUGCUGGUUUGAGAACUAAGCUGUGACAAAAUGCAAUGAAAGUACCUUCUUUAGGUUCACCAUUUUCCCCAUGGACAGGAUCGAUGCCAACAACAUGUUGGGACUAUCGACGGACGAAGAGGAAGAACUAAUAAUUACGCUACUGCCUCUCUGGCAGAGCCUGUUCUGGACAACGUGCUCACGCUGUGAGGACAGCUUUUCAGAAGCUCACUAUCGUUGCCCCUGCUGUACACAAAGAGAUAUAAUCUCAGUGUUACAAAGCGAGAGCUACAAGCUCACACGGUCUGUCAGAGCAGUCCUGGCAGUUAUUUAGGUCCUGCUCUUUGCCUGUGAUUUCUCUUACCGCUGGCUUUAUAUACAAACUUUAAAAGGCUCAUGUGGCAUUGGGACAGGAAGUAGGGAUCAGGUUGGACUGAUUGUAGAUGGAAGUUCAUGUGAUGAACGUCUUCACGAUGUCAGGCACUUCUGCAAGCCCCACCCAGGAGGAGGAAAGAGGAUGUGGAUUGCCUUCACUCUAAGGUUGAGAACUACGCCAUCCCACACUUCCUGGAGGUCUGUGUCACUUGCAGACAAGCCUGUUCCUGAUCAGAGCAGCACUGCUGGGGCCAGCAGGCCGACUUGGGCACAGGACCAUGUCCGUGGUGCUUCCCUCCCUGCUCUGUCUUGGGUUGUAUCUAGGCCAGAACACUCAGGCACAGAACAGAAAUCUCUCCCCACCUCAUAUCACAGCUCUGCCUGGAUCCACGGUUGGAUCUAAGAAUCCUGUGACCAUCCUGUGCCAAGGGCCUGCAGAUGCUGAAGAAUAUGUGAUAUCUAAAGUGGGAAUCCCUGAGCCCUCAGAGAGAGAGAAACAACUGCUGUCUAAGACGAUCAACAGUUUCAGGAUCGCAGAGAUGUCAGCAGACAGGACAGGGCUGUACCACUGUUCCUAUCAGAGUGGAGGCAGCUGGUCCCAGUUCAGUGAGCCCCUGCAGCUGGUGAUGACCGGUGCUUUUGAGAAACCGUCCCUCUCAAGCAUGACUGGAACUGUAGUGGCUUCCGGGGAGAAUGUGAAGUUACAAUGUUUCUCAACACUCAAGUUUGAAGCAUUUAUUCUUAGCAAAGAAGAUGGAGAUCGCAUCAUCCAGAACCAAUUCGUCAGCCACCAGGGUGGUAAUCACGAGGCUGUCUUCCUUUUGAAUCAAGUCUCCUCCACACAAACUGGGACCUACAGAUGCUACGGACUCUUUGAACAAACUCCUGACCAUCGAGACCCUAUGAAUCCCCAACAUUCAACUGAAUUCCCUGUCGGGAUCACCACCACAGUCUCAAUGACAGGAGGAACAAAAGAACCUGCUGCCUGGCAUCUUUCUGCAGAGAAUCAAGUCCGGCUGAACAUGGCUGGCCUGAUUCUCUUGGUCCUGGGGGUGCUCUUGGCUGAGGCCUGGUACAGCUGGAAGAUGCCCUUAAGUGGACACAGAAAAGCCCACACCUGAGUGUAAUGACAGCACCGAUGUCCUUCUAUUGACAUCUAAUGACUGUGUGGACCCUGGGGGAGCAGCCAGAGGAGAUAGUGCCCUGGCCAUGUCAUCUACUGAGAUAAUGAAGAAGAUUCGUUUCCUGUUGAAGCUGUAACAACCUACCCCAGACACUUCGGUUUAAAGCAACACCAAUUCAUUCUCUUUUCGUUCUAGAGAGCAGGAGUCUAAAAGGUGUCCGCAGGCCUGCGUUCCUCUUUUAGGUUGUGGUCUGUGUUCCUGCCUUUUCCAGUUUCUGGACUCUGCCUGCAUUCCUUGCCUUCUGUAUCCCUCCUCCAACUCCAAAUCCACCAGUGUAGCAUCUUCUCUCCUCUCUGACCUCUGCUUCCUUCCCGCCUUCUUCUCUCUCUUGCUCCCACCCUCCUGCUUCCCUCUUAUAAGGACCCUUGUGGUGACAUUGGGCCUAAGAAGAUAAUCCAGGAUAAUCUCUCAGUUUCCAGAGUCUCGUCUUCCUCACAUCACAAUGUCCCUUAGCCGUGUCAGGUCCCACUCACAAUUCUGGGAAUUAGACGAGCACAACUUGAGGGGGACCAU